CGGACGUCUCCCUCUCCGUAGGGUUUGGUGUAUCUCGUCGUUCACGUGCGGGUUCUCCCUCUCCGUAGGGCUUGGGCAUCGAGAUCGAAGGAGGAUGAUUGCAGAUGGAGAUGGCUGGCAUCGAGAUCGAAGGAGGACGAUUGCAGGGGAUUGACAACCAUCGAAGUGAGGCUAUAACGAUGGGCAAAUUCCAAGAGCAGAUCAGCGGUGAACAAAAGGACAAGGACGAGGCGAUUGAUGAUGAUGAAGAAGAGGCGGUCGAGUCGGAGGAAAAUCGCUUUGGUGCGACAACAAUCGUUGCGAUGGUCCGGCCUCCUCCAGAACCACCGCCAAGGGUUGAUCGACGCGUUUUGGAGUUUGCUUAUUUAUUUGGAAAAGUUCCUGAAAUAGGACUACAACAGUUUGAAAAUUCCAAAAUAGGACUGACAUGUUUUUUAUUCCCAAAAUAGGAGUAAUUACUGUCAAGUUUGGAAAAUACUGUCAUGUUUGAAUUCUGGUACUGCCAAAACAUGACAGUAAUUAGUCCUAUUUUGGGAAUAAAAACAUGUCAGUCCUAUUUUGGAAUUUUCAAACCUUUUUAGUCUUAUUUUGGGUAAUAUCCCUAUUUAUUUUUUCUGCAUUUUAAUUUCAACGUUAAGACGUUUGUGUUUGGUUGUUGUUUUAUUUUAUGUUGUAAGACUUUUGCACUUGGUUGGGGGAUGAGAGGUCUGCGGUAAUCGUCGUUGGCUUUAAUUUGCCCAAGUUAGGUCUAGUGCCUGCUUUGCCAAAGGUGAUUAACUCAGGGUCUCGGCCAAGGGCGGAUGGUUACAUGUGGUCCUUUCGCUAUCUUUCACACCCGACUGAAUGUUAUUUUAUCAAUAUAAGCAU
Molecule: messenger RNA, 867 nt
Organism: Cuscuta epithymum
Lineage: Eukaryota; Viridiplantae; Streptophyta; Magnoliopsida; Solanales; Convolvulaceae
Source: the annotation of a GenBank genome assembly